Molecule: messenger RNA, 1593 nt
Organism: Cylindrotheca closterium
Lineage: Eukaryota; Bacillariophyta; Bacillariophyceae; Bacillariales; Bacillariaceae
Source: the annotation of a GenBank genome assembly
AUGAAGACGCAAACCAUGAACCUCACACAACCAAAGGUCACUCCUGGUACUAUGGAAAACAACUCCAUGAAGACGAAAACCCUGAACCUCGCACAACCAAAGGUCACUCCUGGUUCUAUCGAUGAAGACAAUGUCUACAGAAAUCGAUUUGCUCGUCCCGGUAAGCCACUUGAAUCUAAUAUCAUCAUUGAAAGUGGCGCUCUGCGAAAUCUCGAAACGCGUGGAAGGGAAAUCAUCCCCGAGCUGUGUCACGAAGCCAAGAACUACCUCGUCGUGGACGAGAUCGUCGACUCAGUCUACGGCGAUAAGGUCCUCCAAGGCUUCCGCGAUGCCGGAUUGGAUGUCUACAAGAUCGUCACUCCCGCCGACGCCGUCGACGAGAGCGGAAACCCCAGUGCUGAACGCCACAAGACACUCGCUGUGUUCUCGAACUGCGUGAACGAAAUCCUUGAGUCCGGCAUCUCCAAGAACUCCUGCAUAAUUUCCUUGGGUGGCGGCGUGACAAAUAAUUUAUGCGGCUUCAUUGCUUCUUCGCUGUACAGAGGAGUAACGCUUGUUCAUUUGACCACGUCAAUGAUGGGGAUGACCGAUGCAGCCAUUGAUUUCAAGCAAGCCGUGAACCACCAGCUCGGAAAGAACCUGCUUGGAUCGUACUAUCCAGCUGCCAAUAUUGUGAUUGAUCCCGAAGUCUUGGAAACUUUGUCCAAGCGACACAUUCUGAAUGGAAUCUCCGAGGCCCUCAAGCACGCCCUCUGUCAGUCGAGAAAGGUGACCGAGGCCAUUGUCAAUCCAUUGGACGAGGACCUCCACCAAGCUCUUCGCAACUCUGACUUCCUCGAGAUGGUCUGCCGCGAUUGCAUUGACCACAAGGUUCCCACUUUGACCCACUACAACGAGUCAGACUUUAACGAGAUGGUCCCUCAAUACGGGCAUGCCAUUGCCCAUGCCGUUGAGCAUUUGUCCUUUCACUCUAAGGGUGUGAGCCCUUUGUUGCACGGUGAGGCCGUCGCCAUUGGAAUGUGCGUGACUGCCGAGGUCAGCCGUAUUCUUGGAGUCUGUGAUGAGAGCACAGUUGACGAGCACUACAGCUACGUCUCAAGAGCUGGUCUUCCUGUUUACGUCCCUGAUGGAAUCGGAAUCGAGGCCAUCCAAAACAAGCUGUGCUAUGAUAAGCACUACGUCAAGAAGCCCACCAUGGGUCUGUUGGCCGAGAUUGGAAAGAUGCACUGUAAUCGUGACGGUUCAUUUUCUGUUGAGGUUGAUAACGAGGUCAUCAACCAAGCUUUGGUGAACCACAUGAAGCGAAGAGACAAUGCUGACAGAUGUACUGACUUGUACACUAUCGAAGCCAGCGACACACUCAAGUCCGGCCACCCAUCAUCAGCUGGAUUCACCGUCUCAUCCGAUGGUUCCGAUUCUAAUCCAGCCUCCGAUCGCUCGCACAGUCGCAGUGCUUCCUUGGACAGUGAAAGCAACCGAUCAUAUGGUCCUGCCACUACAUUCGAUUGGGAUCCAAUGACUGCAAAGUCUUUUGGAACUCGACAACAAGGGAUCAGUAACUGCUACUGCAAUCCAUGGGAGUGCAGUUGUUGA